ACUGUUUCAUCUCCAAUAAGUUUAUCACUCUUAACACAAUCAGGAACAAAGGUUCUAUUGAAGAGCGUUGUUUCACCAUUUUACAAUAGACUUAGUCUGCCGCUUAUUUCAUGUCUUGCUUCCGGGCACACUGAACUGCUGAACCCUGACGCCAUUCUUAUAUUGGCUUCCCUGUUGGUAAAUAAUAGAAAGCCUACUACUUAUUCGUCAGCAAUAUUGCAACCUAAGAUGUUGACAUCGUUGUCCACGUACAAAAAACUUACAGGAGAUGAUCAACCUGAAGGAGAACGGCUGGAUGAGGGCAGCGGAGAGUUGGAGCCACUUGAGUUAGAUUGUGCACGAAGGCCAUCUGAAUACUCGACGAUUCGAAUUGUUGCCUUGGUAUGGAAGUCGUUCAUUGUUGCCCUCGCGCUGUACGGCCUGGCGGACCUAGUGCAACGUGCACACGACGCCUUUACUUCUAAGAAGGACAACUCAUGCUAUUGCGGACGCUCUGUUGCUGAAGCAACAGCUAUGGGCUGUCAAUACGACUUAUUGGCUUCCGCCUGGCUCCCCGAUUGGUGUCGUGAUAAAGAAUUGUCGGCUGAAUUCGACCAGGCAGGUCCAGGGCCUGGCGGCGCUUGGGAUUAUUUUGCAGACAGCAAUGGUACUAUACCUAUAGUACCUUCCGAGGUGGGCCUCAUUGCGGAUACGAACAAAUUUUAUCAUACUACGAAUGAGUGGCACAUAGUGCACUGUGUCUACUACUGGAGGAAGCAGUAUCGGUCUAGGCUUAUAGGCACGGUGGUUGAAGCAAGAUAUGACAAUGAGGGUCAUAUAAAGCAUUGCGGCAAGACAUUUUUAGAGUAUGUUACCGAAAAGUACGUAGACACUCGUCAAAAUGCUGCUCUUAACAGCUCUUAAGAAACAGUUACUAUACCGGUACAAGCGAGCGCCGCACCUACCAAGUUGUCAGAUAAUAGCACUGUUGAUGAGAG
Molecule: messenger RNA, 977 nt
Organism: Pyrenophora tritici-repentis Pt-1C-BFP
Lineage: Eukaryota; Fungi; Ascomycota; Dothideomycetes; Pleosporales; Pleosporaceae
Source: RefSeq, a predicted model, not a curated record